Xiphophorus maculatus (southern platyfish) is the source of this 6658-nucleotide messenger RNA. RefSeq names its product RUN and SH3 domain containing 2 (gene rusc2). NCBI's taxonomy places the organism in Eukaryota, Metazoa, Chordata, Actinopteri, Cyprinodontiformes, Poeciliidae. The coding region runs from base 351 to 5093 and encodes 1580 amino acids. Gene Ontology annotation, molecular function: protein binding. The record is from RefSeq and is a predicted model, not a curated record. The transcript has 13 exons. Gene Ontology annotation, cellular component: cytoplasmic vesicle.
CUCCCAUCCUGCGAUGCUCCUCCGCGGCUUUGCCUGCCUGCCUGCAGUCUGGCUCUCAGAGAGAAAACAACAUUCCCACAAGGAGAAAACUAGCAACCCAGCUCGGUCAUACACCGCUACACCCGUUGUUUGUUUGUUUUUUAUCGAAAACGGAACGACCGAAGACUACGUCGGACAAGAUGUACCACUCUGACCACGGUGUGGACUUCCCCGACCUCUGCUUCCAGAUCCCCGGCAGUCCUGCAGAACUGGGCCAAGCUGAGUGAAAACAACCUCUGCAAACCAGAAAAACCUUCAGCCUCAAUCUGCUGCUGCUGUAGAUCCGGCUCCUACCUUCCUCCUCUGGGACCAUGGACAGCCCUCCGAAGGUUUCUGGAGAAACGUUGAUCGUGCAUCACAUUCCCCUGGUGCAUUGCCAGGUUUCUGGGGGCUGCGGCAGAUCUCUGAAGAGGACCAACCCGUUCAGCCCGCCGGAGAGCCUUGGCCUGAGCCGCACCACGUCACUGCCGGAGAGGGAUGUCCUGCAGAGGGAGGCUCUGCUCUACAGCAGCCUGAUCCAGACCUCCAGCGGCUCCUGGUCCUCCAGUGGCGGCGUGGGGAGAGAGAAGCGAGGCGGCGGCGGGCGAGGCGGGAGCACGGCCAGCGACGACUCAUCGUUCACUUCCAGCAACUCGGAGGACCUGCUGAUCACGGCUCACACCUUACCCAGAGCCAAACCGAGGAACAGGAACCCUCUGCGACGCAAUCCGUUCCUCCUGAACACAGAGGAAGACGAGGAUGAGGACGACGAAGACGACAGCGACAACCUCCACGGUUACCUGGAGGACUCGUCCUUCCACCUUCACAGCGAGACGAACGCCGUGCUGGACGACGCCAUGGCUCCUUUCCUGGGGUUUGCGUCCGAGCCGUUCCUGCUGCACGGCUCUGGCGCAGGAAGCAGUCGGGAAUCGCUGAGGGGGGCGUCCUCGGAUUUGUCCAACCACCUGGACGACCUGGACGUCCUGGGACUGGACAGGGAGCGCCGCCACGGCAGCAGCGGCUCCAACGUGUCCAUGGACUGCGGCGAGCACGAUUGGGUCGACGACGAAGAGGACGAUGAUCAGCCGAUGAGAUGCGGCCAAAGCAGCAAGACGGGUUCGUACUCGUCUGGCUCGUCCAAUCAGCACUGCUCCUGCUGCGCUCUGUCCCAGAACUUCCCAGAAACUUUCGCCGAGCCGUUCCCGGACUUCCAGCAGGGCUACUGUAGCGACUCGUCCUGCAACAGCUCCGAGGGCGUCCUCGUCAACUUCAGCGCCAUUUACAACAAGAUGAACAACGGCAUCCCGGGAAAGCAGCCGCCAGCGGCCGACACAUCGUCUGUCUCCGAUCUCCACGGAAACCAACAGGACGCCGGAGGGGGAGGGGCGUUCUACCUGGACCUCCACACCUCCCCGACCGAGCCGCCCCCAUCCUGUUUCUCCAAAGCCUUCCCACUCAUCCGAGAGCCACGCCUUUCCAGCUCCUCUGCCUGCUCCUGCUCCAUGGAGCACCAGGCGACCCUCGACCUCGACGCCAACUGCAACACCUUCCACCCUCCCCACUCCGUGGGGUCAUCUGGCGACCUCGCUUCCUGUCUGCAGAGCCAGGCGCGCCUCGUCGUCGCCACCCAGAACUACUACAAGCUGGUGACCUGUGACCUCUCGUCCCAGUCAUCCCCGAGUCCAGCGGGUUCGUCGGUCAACAGCUGCUCCUCGGAGCACAGCAAAGGCAGCCCCACGCCGACCCAGCCCAGCGAGUACUUCCUGUUCAGGCAACGAGGCGAGGAGCAGGGGCUGGAGGAGGAGGACGACGAAGAUGGAGAGUCGUCUCGACGAGAUGAUGAUGAUGAUGAUGAUGAUGAUGAUGAUGAUGAUGUUGAUCAUGAUGACGAAAGGAAGAAGAAGAAAAAUGGCGGUCAGCAGGACGCUGAAGCGGCUGGAGUCGCUCCUUCCGUCAUCGAAGGCCAGGUGUACGUCAACAUUUCUCCUCCGUUGGCUCAGCGGAGCGUCAUCGGCGGCAGCGGAGCGCCCUCCAGAGGCUGUCCCCGUUCCCGCAGCUACGACCGCAACCUGGACAGGUGUCCGUCUCCGCGGCUCGGCUCGCUGGAGCGCAUGCUGAGCUGCCCCAUGCGGCUGAGUGAUGGCGCCGCGCAGGCCGCCACGCCGCCGCCGCCUCCUCCGCCGCGCGUCACCUCCUUCGCCGAGAUCGCCAGGAGCAAACGCAGACACGGCGGCGCAGGCGGGUCGCCGUCCACGAAGGCGGCAGCAGACCCGUUUUCCUCCACCUACUCCACCCACUCGCACUCGUCUGUGGAUUUCUCCCCCAUCCUGGAGCAGCGGGUCGAGUCCGUCAGUCCGGCGGCGUCGCCGGUGCGCUUCACCAGGUGUUACAGCCAAGGAAGCAUCGAGCGCCAACUGGAAGGGGCCAAGGAGAGCCAAACCAAGGCAGAAGGUGUUCUGUCGAGCUCUUCGGAAAGCCCGCCAGCGGUGGUUCGUUACAGUAAGGACCAGCGGCCCACCACCCUCCCCAUCCAACCCUUCACCUUCCACCACCAGUUCACCUCCAAACCCCCUCAGCCCAAGCCGCUGCUGCCAUUACUCACCGGCUACGUCUCUGGAAUGCAGGCUCGCCCCGGUUCGGGGUCCGGUUCUGGAGGUCCAGUCGGUGAGGAAAGCGAAGAAGCAGCUGAAAUCGGACACGGCUACCAGAGUUCCCGCAGCGCCACGGCUCCUCCGACCGAAUCAGUCCGCCCUUCGCCUCUAGGGAGCUACUCCCCGGUCCGCCUGCAGGGGGCGCCAAGCUCCGGGAGCUGCUCCACCUGCACCCCGAGCCCCAAGCCGGCACACAGCCUCUCCUGUCCGCUUUCGGCCGGACUCAGCUCACUGCACACCCCGCCUGCUGGGAGGCAGGGAAACGGGUCGGCGCCGUUAGCUCACACCCCUCCGCCUCCGUCUCUGGGGGUGAAGCGAGGCGUGGUGCCGCCCACUCUGCCCGCUGUGCAGGGACAAUGUCUCCACCAUAACGGACCAGCGCUUCACACCGACACCCUGAGCCCACUGGGCUGUCUGGACUCUGGAAAACUCUCAGACAGAGGAAAAGGAUCUGGAAGCAGAACUCAAAAUGCGCACCACCUCUCCCCCCAGGCUCUAAAAUGGAGAGAGUACCGUCGCCGGAACCCUCUGGGCGUAGAGAGGGCCCCUGGGGGCCACUCUGCUGCCAACAUGGAGCUCAGGAGGGCUGGGGGGCCGCGCCCCGCCCGACGCAACGUGUUCGAUUUCCCAACAGCUCCGUCCUCGCUGGGAUGGCCCCAUGCCGGUCAGUCGGCGAAGCUGCAGCAGAGCUACAGCGACUUCCUGCCGGAUUAUUUCUCCCUGACGGAGAAACCGCCGGAGGAGUUCUGCCUGUCGCCUGACGCCUCCACUUCCUCUUCCUGCUGCUCCUCACAGUCCCACGUCUCGGUGGACCUGACGCAGAAAAGAGGCUUGGUGAAAGCAGUGAACACCGCCGUGGAUCUGAUUGUGGCGCACUUUGGCACCAGCAGAGACCCGGAUGUGAAGGCCAAACUGGGGAACAGCUGGGUCAGUCCCAACGUGGGGCACCUGAUCCUGAAGUAUCUGUGUCCGGCCCUGCGCGACCUGCUGCAGGACGGCCUGAAGGCCUACGUGUUGGACCUGAUCAUCGGACAGCGCCGCUGUCAGCCCUGGAGCGUGGUGGAGGCCUCCACCCAGCUGGGGCCGUCCACUCGAGUUCUGCACAGCCUGUUCUCGAAGGUGAGCCAGUUCUCAGAGCUGACGAGCCACAGCAUGAGGCUGAACGCCUUCGUCUUCGGCCUGCUCAACAUGAAAUCUCUGGAGUUCUGGUUUAAUCACCUCUACACACAUGAAGACAUCAUAGCGGCUCACUACAGCCCGUGGGGUUUCCUCCCCCUGUCGCAGGGGCCAUGCAAGCCCCUCUUCGAGGAGCUGCUGCUCCUGCUGCAGCCGCUGUCGCUACUCCCGUUCGACCUGGACCUCCUGUUUGAGCCGCACCUCCUCCAGAAGGGCCAGGAGCAGCUGCGGCGCAAGGAGCAGCUGCGCUCGGCGGGGCCGUCCAGCCGCUCCACCUUCCAGCUCAUGAGGGGCUGGAGCACCACCGUCAGCGACAUGGCGAGGAGCGAGAGGCCGGGGCUGAAGCGUGAGGGAACAUGGCCAGGGAUGGAGCGGGAUGGAGCAACGGCGGCGGCUAAUCUCUGGAAGGAGAGGGCGAAAGACGUGAAGGAGCGAGACCGGAGGAAGGAGAGGGAUCCGGGGGACAAGCAGGCCGGCUGGUGGUACCAGCUCAUGCAGUCCUCCCAGGUCUACAUCGACCAGUCCGCUGAGGGAUCCAAGUUCGUCAAAGCUGAGAAGAGGAAGAAAUCCUCAGAGAGGCGGCAGAACCAACCGCCACCCGCAAGAGAGGGAGUGGUGGAGGGCGCGGAGUCUGAGGGCGAGCGAGGGGCGAGCGGAGGGGAGUCCAGAGGAAGGCCGUCGUGGAUGGGCAGCCCGCCGGAGUCCGUCCUCAACCGGGAGAAAGACCCGAACACGGCGGAGGACCCGGGGGCAGAAAUCCGGGAGGAGAGCCCCUCACAGGGGCAGAGUCUGCGCUGGGGGCGACUCUUUGGUUCCACCGUCGGUUCUCCUCAGAGAGCGGAGUCAGCCGAGCUGAGAGCCAGGACCCAAAAGACGAGGCCUCCAUCAGGUUGGCUCUCCUUGGACCGAUCUAUUCUGGACCUCGUUGCUGUGACCAUUGGAGCGGGCGGUGGGAAGAAGGCGGAGCCUCCAACUACACCGACUCACGGCCAAACAACGGCGCCGCCUCCGCCAACUGAAACUAAACAGUCGUCUUCUUGCGAAGUCCGAGCAUUGUGCCAUCACCUAGCCACCGACCCCGGCCAGCUGAGCUUCAAUAAGGGCGAUGUCUUGCGGGUUCUGAGGAAGGCCGACCCCGACUGGCUGCUCUGCUCGCUGGGCUCCACCCAGGGUUUGGUCCCCAUCAUUUAUGUGACGCUCAGCAGCACAGAGGACAGCCGCAGAGAAACCGGACUCAGCCAGCUCUGAUCAGACUCUGUUAGCGAACGAACACUAAAACACGAAGAAGACGCACCGACGUGUGCGAGGUCCAACCAUAAACUCACAAUCAAGGUAACAUCCAGAAAAAGACAGCAUGCUCACAUCCAAACAAAAACCAAAAAAAAAACGACGACAAACGAACCCAAAGACUCUCCGAUGCUCUUCUUCUCGACACCUAAACGCUUAGCUGUGCUAGCAUUAGCAUUCAGCCUGAAUAUCACUCAUCUGGACACAAUGUGAAGGAAAACUCACCACACCUGGCUGCUCUGUCGCUGUGCUGUUUAAAUGUUGAGCCACAAAUCAUCAAAAAGAGACUUUGAGAUUAUGUUGCUUGUAAAGUGCUGAUUUUUAUUUUUAUUCCCACGAAAGACAAUAAUCAAGAGAGAAAAGCAGGAAUUUACUCUUUAAAAUUUUCAUUUUACUGCAGAAGUUGGUUGAAAUCCAGAUAAAAAAUAAUAAUUUGCAGUAUUUAAAUGUAAUUCAGCUUGAAGGCGCCUCCCUCUCUGCUGUGCUGCAGGCUGAGCGGCACCUCCCGGCAGAUUUGCACAUUUUAAUGUUUCUUUUGCAGCAAAGUUGUAGAUUAAACAAACAAAAUGAGAAAUAAAGUCACAGAAGCUUCCGGUUUCUACUUUAAAAGCAUGAAAUCGUGCUUCACUUUUACAACCUGGCAGUUCUGAGGACGACUGUAAUGAGUUUUAUGUCUGUAUUUAAUCUCCUGGUACAUACUGUAAAUGCAUUUAUGACUCAUUUACACAACCUGUAUUUAUUUAUUCAGCUAUUUAAGUAACUAAAGCUACAAUCUAACUUUCAUCAGUUUGGAUAUUCUUCAGAUUUUGAGUCAUAUUUUGUAUUUAAAGGGAUAAAUGUUUCUGCCUUAAAGCACUCAAAUGGGGAGAGAAAAAAGAUGAUGAACCACCUUAUAUCUGUCCUGAUAUUAGAAUAUAUUUUCGAUAUUCUUUCACUUUUUCCCCACAUUUCUGUAAAGAUACUAGACAGGGAGAUUUUUGGAUGUUUAAAGGGAAACGUGUGGAAAUGUAGCCUUAGAUAAGGUCCUCCAAUACAAACCGAUUCAUGUAAAUGUAUUAGAUAAAUGAAUGCUGGCAUGUUUUUUUCUUUUCUUUUUGUUUCAUUAUUGUACAGUUUUUAUUUCUAACAUUCAAUUGUGUUUGAAUUGUAAAUAUAUUUAAACUCUUGGGGUUUGUUUUUGCCAUAGAGCUCUACAGUAUGUGCGUAUGAAUGUCAUUAAUGAUUUAUCAGUGCAUUUCAUAUUUGAUACAGAAAGUAUAAGCUUUAGAUUUAACGCUAACACGCUGCUGACUCUAAUCCGUGUCGUCCUGGAGGUCAGAGUUCACAUGUGACCCAUAAACAUGGUGGUGAUUCAGCCAGAGGAAGCAGGAAGGAAGGAUUGCUGCUCUUCGUCUCGCUGGCUGCCUGUAAAUACCUUCAGCAUCAGUGACACCGCUCCUCUGUCCGUGUCGAGCCUCUGCGAUGUACGGCAUUAUCAAACUACUAUGGAUGUUAAAUAACAAAGUGCUCAUGUGAUCACAAACUCA